AUCACAUAAAAUGUUAAAUGGAAACAAUCUAACAUCACAGACCGUUUACAAACUGCUACAGUUUUUACUUCCUGCUUUUUACUCAGAGGAUUAAACUCCAGGGUGGGAAAAGGGAAGUUUGGGGAGAUUCCAUGCCCAAGUAUUCAAGGCAUGUACUCUGAGGAACUGGAGCUGGGCUCCUUUCCGACAUGCCGAUGUCCUCAAUCUUUCCCAGAGGUUAGCAAGGCAUGAUAGCCACCGCCAUCAUCAUUGGCAUCAUCACCACCAUCAUCACUAUCAUCAUCAUCACCAUCACCACCACCAUCACCAUCAUCAUCAUCACCACCAUAACCACCAUCACCAUCAUCAUCACCAUCACCACCACCAUCACCACCACCAUCACCACCAUCACCACCAUCACUACCAUAACCACCAUCACCACCACCAUCACCAUCACCAUCAUCACCAUCAUUACCACCAUCAUCAUCACCAUCACCACCACCAUCACCAUCAUCACCACCAUCAUCACAUAACCACCACCACCAUCACCAUAACCAUCACCACCAUCAUCACCAUCACCACUACCAUCGUCACAAUCACCACCAUCAUCACCAUCACUACCAUCAUCACCAUCACCACCACCAUUAUCACCAUCACCACCAUCAUCAUCACCACUACCACCA
Molecule: messenger RNA, 662 nt
Organism: Gorilla gorilla gorilla (western lowland gorilla)
Lineage: Eukaryota; Metazoa; Chordata; Mammalia; Primates; Hominidae
Product: location of vulva defective 1-like
Exons: 2
Coding region: 228-512 (94 amino acids)
Source: RefSeq, a predicted model, not a curated record